AUGGCGCGUACAAAACAUACAGCAAGAAAAUCAACUGGUGCCAAGGUACCACGUAAACAUCUUUCAUCAAAGUCUGCAUUGACCAAUAUGGGUGGUGCACCAGGUAUCAAAAAGACUCAUCGUUAUCGUCCCGGUACUGUCGCAUUGAGAGAGAUUCGUCGUUACCAAAAGAGCAGUGAGUUGCUCAUCAAAAAGCUACCAUUCCAACGUCUUGUUAGAGAGAUUGCUCAAGAGUUCAAGUCUGACCUUCGUUUCCAAUCGGCUGCCAUUCAAGCCCUCCAAGAAGCUUCAGAGUCCUAUUUGGUCGGUCUCUUUGAAGAUACCAACUUGUGUGCCAUCCAUGCUAAACGUGUAACCAUCAUGACAAAAGAUAUCAGUCUUGCUAGAAGAAUUCGUGGUGAAAGAACUUAA
Molecule: messenger RNA, 411 nt
Organism: Cavenderia fasciculata
Lineage: Eukaryota; Evosea; Eumycetozoa; Acytosteliales; Cavenderiaceae
Product: histone H3 domain-containing protein
Exons: 1
Coding region: 1-411 (136 amino acids)
Cellular component (GO): nucleosome
Molecular function (GO): protein heterodimerization activity; DNA binding; structural constituent of chromatin
Source: RefSeq, a predicted model, not a curated record